Molecule: messenger RNA, 6061 nt
Organism: Mercenaria mercenaria
Lineage: Eukaryota; Metazoa; Mollusca; Bivalvia; Venerida; Veneridae
Product: ATP-binding cassette sub-family D member 1-like
Exons: 10
Coding region: 75-2312 (745 amino acids)
Biological process (GO): fatty acid beta-oxidation; long-chain fatty acid import into peroxisome; very long-chain fatty acid catabolic process
Cellular component (GO): peroxisomal membrane
Molecular function (GO): ABC-type transporter activity; ATP hydrolysis activity; long-chain fatty acid transmembrane transporter activity
Source: RefSeq, a predicted model, not a curated record
GAAAUAAAAAUGGAGGACAAGUGAGGGUGUAUUUGACAGUUAAGAUGUAAUUUUUGUAUUACUAAGGCAUAAACAUGACCAAGGUGUGGAAAGCUCUCGUAAAACUACUAAAGGCAGCAGUCUCCAACAAAUAUGUAAGAGAGAAGAUUGUUUUUGGUGUUGCUGUCUGCAUAUUCACAACUUACUCGGCAAGGAGGUUGUAUCCGAGGGUACUGAAGAGUUAUGCCAAGAGAACAAAUGCUAAGUCAUCUCCGAAGAAAGACACUCCAAGUGUAGAUAAACGUUUCUACAAGCAGUUGAAAUAUAUUCUUAAAAUAAUCGUACCCAAAGUAUGGAGCAAAGAACUGGGUGUCUUAUCUUUACAUACAUGUACACUAGUUGUACGUACAUUCCUUUCAAUAUAUGUUGCUAAAUUAGAUGGUCGUAUUGUGAAGACAAUUGUAAGACGUGAUGUUAAAGCAUUCCUGAUUCUUCUUGCACAGUGGAUUGGAAUUGCAAUUCCAGCAACAUUUAUUAAUAGUGUAAUACGCUUCUUAGAAAGUCAGUUAGCCCUUGUAUUCAGGACACGAUUAGUAGACCAUGCUUAUAAAGCAUAUUUUGAUGAUCAAACUUACUAUAGGGUCAGUAACUUAGAUAGUAGGUUGCAAAAUGUUGACCAGUGUCUUACAGAAGAUAUAACACUAUUCACAUCGUCUUUGGCUCAUUUAUAUUCACAUAUUACAAAACCGUUACUGGAUGUUGCCCUCAUGUCUUUCACUUUAUACAGACUAGCAUCAAGCCGAGGUGCAAGUUCAUCAGUCCCAACAAUUGUUGCCACAACUGUUUUAUUUGUAACAGCAGAGAUUUUAAGAGCGGUUUCGCCUAAGUUUGGAAAGCUGGUUGCUGAAGAAGCAAAUAGGAGAGGCUAUCUUAGAUACAUGCAGUCAAGAAUUAUCACAAAUGCUGAAGAAAUUGCAUUCUAUGGUGGACACAAGGUGGAGCUGAAUCUGCUGCAAAAAAGUUAUCUACGACUGAAGCGGCAAAUGGAAGCUAUUUUCUGUCAACGACUCUGGUAUAUCAUGUUGGAGCAGUUUCUUAUGAAAUAUGUUUGGAGUGCAAGUGGUCUCAUCAUGGUAGCUAUACCUAUUAUUAGCACAGGAGGUGUGAGAUCAGAUGGAAGCAAAGUGGAUGACGAUCCAGAUGGAGGCGUCAGUGAGAGAACUCGUGCCUUCACUACAGCUAGGAACUUGUUGAUCAAUUCUGCUGAUGCAACUGAAAGGCUUAUAUCAUCAUAUAAAGAGAUAACAGAACUGGCAGGUUACACAUCCAGGGUCUAUGACAUGUUUACAGUGUUUGAAGAUGUGAAGCAAGGCAAGUACAAACGUACACUGGUUGUGAAAGAUGGUCAGAAGAAAACUGGAGUACUGUUGGAGAAAAUAGAAGGGCCUGUUAAAGCUCAUGGAGAAGUUGUUGAAACAGAAAGAAAUAUUUUGGUAGAGAACAUGCCAAUUAUAACUCCCAAUGGUGAUAUCAUUGUUAAAAGUCUUUCUCUUCAGAUGGAGCCUGGCAUGCAUUUACUGAUCACAGGACCAAAUGGUUGUGGAAAAUCCUCAUUGUUUAGAAUACUCAGUGGACUGUGGCCAGUGUAUGAUGGAAAACUCCACCGACCUCCAACAUCAUCCAUGUUCUACAUUCCGCAGAGACCCUACAUGUCAAUAGGGACAUUAAGGGAUCAAGUGAUAUAUCCAGAUACACAAGAAGAUAUGAGGCUGAAAGGGUUCGCUGAAGAGGAUCUUCAGGGCAUUCUAGAUAUUGUCAACCUUCAUUAUGUGGUGGAAAGAGAAGGAGGAUGGGAUGCUGAGAGUGACUGGAAAGAUGUAUUGUCUGGUGGUGAGAAACAGAGAAUGGGUAUGGCCAGGAUAUUCUAUCAUAGGCCACAGUUUGCACUGUUGGACGAGUGCACUAGUGCUGUAUCUAUAGAUGUAGAAAGUAAGAUAUACCAGACAAUCAAAGAUAGGGGAAUUACCUUACUGACAAUAACACAUCGGCCAUCUCUGUGGAAAUUCCAUUCCCACCUGCUACAGUUUGAUGGUGAGGGGGGUUGGAGGCUGGAAAAAUUUGAUAACACAACUCGACUCUCUCUCAAUGAGGAGAAACAGAAGCUUGAGACACAAUUAGCAGGCAUUCCCAAGAUGCAACAGAGACUGUCGGAGCUGUGCACAAUGCUUGGAGAAGAUUCGGUGCUUCUUAAUAAACACGGAAAGUUCAACGACCUUGAGACACUGCAGCAGGAACUUGACCAGGAACAACUAGAGGAGGAGGCUGAAAGUUGAUGAUUGGUCCAAAACUUAGAUAUUGCUAAUUAUAGAAUUUAGUGCUGCUAUUUAUAAACGCCAAAGUAUUUAUACUCCUAUAAACGAAGUUUAUGAUCGGGUAUGCUGGAGUCGCACUGGUGUAUCCCUAUGUCCAUGCACAUGUGAUAACUAUUGAGAAUUUUUUAACCAAGUUUGGUUUUAGUAUAAAGAGGUAUAUUCGCAAGGUUAAGGUCAAGGAUGAUUUUGGUUACAAUCCACAAAUAAUUGGCAGAUUUAUGGCAUUGCCCCUUUUCAGCUCACCUUAACAUAAAGGGUUCCGGGUGAGCUAUUGUGAUCAGUCACUGUCAGACAUUCUUCCACAAUUUUCUUCAAAUGACAUCUCUGAAACUGUUUCGCGAAAGUUGAUAAAACUUGGCCUGGAUAUUCCUUGGGUGGUCUUCUUCCAAAAUUUGUUGAAGCCAUUCCGCUUGGUUGCACAUAGUGGCUGCUAUAGCUAAAAAUAGAAAAAUCUUCAGACGACAUCUGCUUUUAAACUGCUAGUCUGCUUUUGAAAUAAUUCCACACAAUCUUUAACUCUCUACCAGAAAUAUUCAAAGUGUUCAGAUUUGCCAAAAAAAAAAACGGUCGCUAGGGGCAUGGCCACUUUUCCCUAUAUAGUGGAAACUUUAAAAAUCUCCUGGUCAGAAACUGUUGGCCCUAGUUUAAAAUAAUAUCAUUUAAAUGGUUCUUCUGUGACCCUGUACCAAGAUUGUUCAAAUGACUCCUAUUUGUCAAUAAACUUGGUCUCCCCAGGGUGUGAACAUUUAUCCCUAUGUUUAUAGUGGAAACUUGAACAAUUUUCUUCCAUGAAACUGCUGAAAUAAUUAGACACAAAUGGUCCUUAUGUGAUCUUCUACCAAGAUUGUUCAAAUUAUUCAGACUUGUCCAAAAAAACAUGGUGGCAAGGGGGCAUAGUCAUUUUUCCAUGUGUAUAUAAUGUAAGCUUCAAAAAUCUUCUUGUGAGAAAUCCCUGGCCCAGUUUAACACAAAAUUUGUUAAUGUUUGUUUCAUGACCCUUAACAAAGAUUGUACAAAUAAUUCUGUUUUGUGGAAUAAUACGGCUGCUAGGAGGUGUGGUCAGGUUUUCCUGUACAUAUUACCUGCCAUUAAUUAUGUAGAUUAUUGUUGGAAAACACAUCCACUACUUCCGAGUAUUUUCACAGACAUUUUCCUUUCAUAACCAUCUACAAGAACUGUUCAAGCAAGAAGGGUAACUCAGGUGAGCGAUCUAGGGCCAGUUUACUUUCAGCAACAUGUCAGUUUCCUUUUGGAUAACUUUUAGGAUGAAUGAAACUUGUUUUCAGUUUUGGUUACAAUCCACUAUAUUUUAGCACAGUUUAGCCCCUUUUCAACUUUGACAGUUCAACAACUCUUGAAAGGAUGAAUGGAUUGAAUUAAGUCUAUGAAUUUAAAAUGCAGGCCAGGUUCAUGUCGUUCACAUGCCACCAUUUUGGUGGGAAGUUAGGGCCCUUUUUAGCAUAAAACUUGGUUGUCUAUUCAAAUACUCUUGAAUGAAUGAAUUUAUUAAACUGUAACUCUUUUAGGACUUAAAUUUUUUCAAAAUUUCGAUAUAUGGAUGGAUUGAUUUAUUUCCAUUUUGGUACACAGGUAUAUCCUUAUGCUACUUUUCUACUUAAAAUAUGUAAAAAAGGUCUUUAUUUCAUACAGGAAGACGACGAUACGGGGGUAUUAUUUAGUCUUCUGAUAGGCCAAUAGAUGUAGUUUGAUUUUAGUUUAACACAGCUCAUUCAAAUAAUAUUGUUAUUAAGUUAAGUAUUUGUUAGUCUAUCAUGUGAACCAUGUGUUUAGAACUACUUAUACCUCGCUUUUAAGUUUUUGUAGCACAUGGUUAGGGUUAGACUAGACUAGAAUAUACUUUUAAGUGACACAAGGUAUAACCAUUCUCUCUGGAGAUGGACUGCCUGUCAUUUUUAAUGAAAGGUGGUGUGAUUCAACAAGCGUAGCAGAAUGUGAUUAGCUGAGAGAAUUGGUCAGGGGAAUAGCAACAGUAAUCUUUUAUUAACCUCUAAUUUUUAUGUAGGAAUAGUAUGGAAAUGUUGCCACCUUCAAUAAAAACUCUCAGUAAGUCUGCAGAGCUGCUGUGAUUGAAGUAAAAUUGACAUAUUUCUUGCAGUGCAAAGACCUGCAGGAGUAUUAAGUUUCUUUUGAAAUAUUAAAGCUGAAAGUUUUAUCUGCACCAUUUUUAGCUGCGCUUGUUAACAUCUACAUAGUUAUCACAAAAUCCAAGGUAGUUUGUUUCAUUCUCCAAGUACUGUUAUUUGGGGAAUCCAGGUAUUACAGUUUUGGACAAUCCGAGCAUAAAGAUUUAGGGCAGUGCAAACCUUAUUAUUUUGGGCAUAUCAAGCUUUAUAAUUUGGAGCAAUUAAAUCAUUAUGAUUUUGGGCAUAUCAAGCUUUAUGAUUUGAAGCAAUUAAAUCAUUAUAAUUUGGAGCAAUUAAAUCAUUAUGAUUUUGGGCAAUCUAACCACAUUGAUUUUGGGGUAAUUCAAGUAUUAUGAAUUGGGGAAUCCAUUUGUAUGUUGUUAAGCAUUUACUAUUAUUGUUGUUGAUUUUGUACUUUAUAAUAUUGUUCCAGUUAGUUUGACUAUAGCCAUUUAAAAAAAAAACAUUUCUCCAAAAUUGGUUGAGUAUAAAAUUGUAUUUUUAGUCAUUAUAUAAUUAUGCCCCCCUACGAGGAAGAGAGGGUAUAUUGUUCAGUGUUGUUCUGUCAGUUGAUCAUUCAUUGUUAAAUAUUUUGGUUUCUGACCAAUAACUAGAGCAUGAUUGGUCUCACAAUGAUCAAACUUUGUAGGAUGAUUGCCAGCGGUCAGUAGUCUGCUGUAGUUUUGAAGUUCAGUAGGUCAAAGGUCACAGUGACCUUGAAACUGAAAAUGGUUUCAGCUUGGUAGCUAAAGAACACUGGCCUGCAUUGGUCAAACUUCAUAUUGCCUAUGGUCAGUAGAUGAUCACUGUUUAUGGGUUUUUUGGUGAAAGGAAAUGGCCACAGAAUACAAAAUUACAUACCCUGUGACAGGUCAUCCAGGGAGGUUUUGGUCAAAGGUUAAGGCCACAGAAUACAAAAUUACAUACCCCUUGACGGAUCAUCCAGGGAGGUUUUGGUCAAAGGUUAAUGCCACAGAAUACAAAAUUACAUACCCUGUGACAGGUCAUCCAGGGAGGUUUUGGUCAAAUGUUAAUGCCACAGAAUACAAAAUUACAUACCCUCUGAUGGGUCAUCCAGGGAGGUUUUGGUCAGAUGUUAAGGCCACAGAAUACAAAAUUACAUACCCUGUGACAGGUCAUCCAGGGAGGUUUUGGUCAAAUGUUAAUGCCACAGAAUAAAAAAUUACAUACCCUCUGACGGUCAUCAAGAGGAGCUUAUAUAUGUUACUAACAGAUCUUGUUCUGGUAAACAUGCAUUAUCAGUAAUAUGUGUUACACAAAUGGCUUGAAUGAUGCAAUUGUUGAUUAAAAAUGUUGGUGUUAUUUUAAAUCUGGUAUCUGGAUAAGUUUCAGUAAGAGUCAAAUAUCAUGAGAAUAUUGUCUUGUUUCUUAAAGUCUUGCCAGUAUGUCAUUGUUAAUUUGCAGUUGUUUCCCUUUUCUCUUUUAUAAAUGUUGUUAGAAUUAGUUAGGACAGUUGCUAAUAUAUUCUGAGCUUUAAUUACAUAAUUGUAUGAAAUAAUUGAUAUUUAUUUAUGUUUGAGCAAUAAAGAACAAAUUGACAGAUCA